AUGAUCAACCCGCCUAUCCCCCGUAGCCGCCACGAGCGCUACGACAGCACCCCUUCCUUUCCGCUCCCUCUCCUACCCGCUCCCUCCUCAUUCACCACCGACGCCCAUCCCACUCUCACCACCGACCUCGAGACACACACCUACGCCUCGCCCCGCCAGCGCCGCGUCAUCCAGUCUCUCUCGGCCACGUACUCCAAGCGCAACGGCAACAUGGUCGGUCGAGCUCCUCACUACCAGGGCAUCCGACACCACCCCGAUAUCAUCCCCUUCAUCAACGCGGCGCGCGAUUACGACCAGGAGCUUUUGGACCUGCGCUUCAAGCUCGCGGGCCCGACCGCGGUUCACUUCCUGACUCUUCUCGACGCGGAGAAGGCGAUUGCCAGCCUGGGUCGCGCGAGUGCGAUUCUGACGAACGCGACGUGGAGAGUGCGACGAAGUGAGGAUUUGUGGGAGAUUCAGAGUGCUUGUGAAGAGACUGGCGAGGAGGUUUGGUGUUAUCAGUUGGCCAAGAUCAUCGACAGCGGCAAGGUCGACGCAGAGCUAGCAUGCCACGGAUUCUGGUCCACUGCGAUGCACGACUUCCAUCAACUAAUCGGACAAAUGAAGAAUGAAGCCCAGUACAUGCAGAGCGUCGUGGCAAGCAUCGAGCAGAACCGAGAGUUGCCGUUCCUCCGUGAGCAGCGCCAGAAGUCGAAGAAGGCGCGUAAUCCUCCUCCUCCUCCUCCCCCCGUCGAUUCCGCGAAGAUACCAACUAACACCUUCUCCAGCGUACCUUGCGCUCUAAUGUCGGGCGCGCUGCCCGUCGACGACGCCGACAAGCCUAGUUGGGCCAGCAGCCUGAAGGCUCGGCUUGCAAAGACUAAGUCGAGCAACCCGCUCGGAAUCGAUUUUGCUGUUCUCGCGCUCAAGGCUCGCUACCAAGUCCUCAAAGCCCAAGAAAGGUGGCGUGGUGGGGAAAGUCCGGAGGCGUCGCGGGAUGCAUGGGUUGCAUUUCGAGCAAGUUUGUGGAAAUACCCAGGACCUCAUUUCACUGAUGUGAUCAUUUUAACCUAUAAGACCGACACAAGAAUCCUUCUCGCGGAGCGGCAGAUUGAACCAUCGGUAGACUGAGGUCGGACUGGAGGAAAGGUGACGAAACUAGAGGAAACUGAGCUGGUAUAACAAAAAUAGGAGAUGAGAAAAUCAUUGCAGGUCCCAAGAGCAACGUGACAUGAAGUUUCCUGAGUUUCAUGCGUCUGUGUUAAUCAUAUCCGUGUCGCAAAGCGUGUAGGCGCCAAAGUACGAUAGACUAGUCGUAAUACUAAACGC
This is a messenger RNA of Annulohypoxylon maeteangense, 1308 nucleotides long. RefSeq lists its product as uncharacterized. The transcript is spliced from 2 exons. Bases 1 to 1110 code for a protein of 369 amino acids. The record is from RefSeq and is a predicted model, not a curated record. Lineage: Eukaryota; Fungi; Ascomycota; Sordariomycetes; Xylariales; Hypoxylaceae.